AUGUCCUGUGGUUCUAGAAACUUCUGGUCAUGGGGUCAAAAAGACUCUAUAGAAUAUCUAUUGAGUAUCAAUGAUACUUAUGGCAAUGAAGAAACAAUUGAAUCAUUUAUUAAAUUAUUGAAAUCCUUCCUUGAAAGUCAUAUUUAUGGAGAUAAAUCAACAUCUGAAGAGUCUAAUUCAUCAUUAUUUCCACAAACAUUUUUCUUAAAUUCUGAUAUUGUCCAGAUACAAGAUAAUGCCAUAUACUUAAAAACUCCACUAAAUAAUAUUUUUAGUCAACCAAAAUCCUUCAAAAAGGCUUUAUUUAUGAAAUUAAUCGAUAUAUUUAGUGGAUAUUACAUAUCAAUAUUAGGUGAUAUUAGGGAAGCGAUGCUAUAUAUUGGCCCACCGUAUAUUAAAGGGAAGAUGUGUGACAAUGAACAUGAUUAUGAUGACGGAAUAGAUAUAGAGGCAAAUGAUAUUUUAAUUAACAAAUUGGAGAUAAGGUGGGUUGAUUAUUUCAUUGAUUGUUCAAAUGUAUUGUUAGAAUAUUUAGAAGAUAACUUAAAAGCUGAUUUAAUAGGGAAUUCAGUGGAAAAAUUGGCUCUGCUAUAUAUUUUAAUAUUAUAUAUAAUAAUUUCUCACUUUAAAUCAGAUAAAUACACUGGAAAUUACUUGGAAAUCGUGAAUAGGAUGCAAGCUAUGGAGUUCUCUAAUUACGAAUUGUAUUAUUGGUUUGUAACUAUUGUUAUUCAAAUUAGGAAUUUAGGUAUAUAUAGCUUAGAAUGUGGCGAUUGGUUUUUUGAUUUAAUAUUUAAAUACCAGUAUAUCCAAUAUGGAUGGAUAUAUUAUAAGCAGUUUACUUUUAAUAUGAUUAUGCGAGGUAAUUAUGAUGCAAAAGUAUUAACCUUAUGUAAAAAGUGGGUAUCUGUAGAUCAACCAUUAUUGAAACAAAUAGUAAAUUUAUUGAUUAAUAAGAAUAUAAGUCUAACCCAAAGAAAGUUUGAAAGUGUAACAAAACCUGUAGCAGAUAGAAUGGAAAGUUCGUUAUAUAAGAAUGAUCCUGAUAAAAUUAAUAUAAAAAAUGAAGAUGGAGAUAAUUCGUUAGGAGAGUGUAUAGUAUGUGAAGAUUUCCAGAAAGAUCAUGAAAAUGAUGAUAGUAUAGAUACUUUGAAUAAUUUAUGUUAUGAACUUAUAUUUUUGCUUUCUAAUACAUUAGGUAUAGUAUUUAAAGACAAUACUAUAAUGACAGUACUAGAUAACAAUUAUAAGCGCAAUGGACAAUAUGUUGAAGUAUUUGUGAUAGUGGAUUUAUUGGAGGAAAUUAUUAGUAAUAAGAAAUUUUACAUAAAUCAUAAGAUAUUCAAUGAGUCACUAAGAUUACUAAUAUGUAAUAUUGCUACCUUGGCAGCCUUAUAUAAUCCUAGAAUUGGUUAUUCAACUGUAAAUAUGGAUGUAAUAUCAAAUAACAUUGAAAUUUCAUAUUUUAAGGAUAUGAAAUUCAGAAAGAAACUACAUAAUCAUCAUUGUAAUUUAUUUUUAAAAAUUUUUAUUAUUACUGAUACAUUGAUAUCUAGAUCUAAAUCUAUAUCAAUUGAUAAUCCUUCAUAUUCAUUACUUUCUAUAUCCUCAUGUUCAUCACUAUCUUCUUUGUCACAAUUGUCCUCAUCAUCUUUAGAUAUUUCACUAUUCCUUAUACUAUGGACAAAUUAUUCUUUACUAGCAUAUAGAAAUUAUACUUAUUUCUAUUAUUAUGGAUCAAUCCUUAAUAAUGCAAUGUUAAGAUGUUUUGGGAACUUGGUUAAAUUAAAAUAUUCCUUAGAUGUAUUAUGCGAAAUUACAUUUUUAAUGUCUGAUGAAACUAAAGGAAAUAUACCAUUAAUAUUUUAUUCUAAGCUUCACUUCAUUAAGGUAUUGUGGACACAAAUGUGGAGAAUAUAUUGCUUAGAAAUAAAGGAUAUCUACUUUGAACAGGAGGAAGAUAAUGUAGAAAAUUAUAGAUUUUAUUCGAUACCAUAUAUAAAGUACUUUGUUGAAUUCCUUCUAAUAUUUGAUAAAGUAGCUAAUACAACCAAUAUCAUGGAUGAUGCUGAAGAGGAUCACUCUGAAGAAUCUUUAAUAUUUAUGGAUUACCAGAUGAUUGAACUCGUUAGUGUCAUUUGCUCGGCAUUGUUCAAAAAUAACUUAGAUUCUGUUGAUAAUAAGAUCUGUUCAUUGAUGGCAAUAAUUUCAAUUCUUGAAGAUCCUUCUAUUUUUGCAAAUUAUAUACAUAGUCGGAUAAUAAUGUCACAAAGUAUAGAUUAUAAUUAUAUUCGGGAUUGUCUGAGGAAGUAUAGUAAAUAUUGGAAUUGUAAUAUUCGAGUGAUAUUUUUUGCAUCAAUAGUAGAUCUCUAUAUUAUUUUGCAGAAACAAUCUCUUUUUAGUAUUAUCAAGAGUUUAAUAUUUAUAUUUGAUGGUGACUCUGGAGUUUUUGAAAAAAGUUUUUAUUUGUACAAAAUUAGGGUAAUAAGAAGUAUGAUCUCAAACAGUGACUACUUACUUCUUCAGGAUAAACUGAUAAAUACUGAUUUAUAUUCUAUUUCUGACUUGGACUCAGAUUGUCUAGUAAAGGAUGAGAUAUUCUUUGGAUGUUAUUCAAUUGAUUUAUAUAGUAUAAUUCAACGUAUUCAACAUGGUCUAGAUGAUACGUCAAUAUCUGCUUCUCCAUCAUCUCUUUCAACUACAAUAAACAAAAAACACUCUUCACUAGUUAUAACGGAUUCGGAAAUUAUAUAUGACUUUAUUACUAAAUUAAACCCAUUAUAUGAACGAUUAAUCUACAAUUUAGAUGAAAUUAAUUCAUACAUAAGAUAUAUAGGGAAUUUGAUAUACCAAUACUACUAUUAUGUAUUUAAUUCAACGGAUUUUAGAGUGCAUAUUUCUGAAUUUACUAAAAAGUUCGCCAUUGAAAGUAUAUUGGAUAAUUUUGAAGAUAGUACGAAGUAUGUUGGUGAUGAACACUUUUUGUGUGAUGAACAGAAAUCUAGAGAUCUUGUUCUUUAUAGUAAGUUGAUAAUUAGAUUGGUAUUUAUUUCUGUUUGGAUUAUAUGCAAACAAAGUAGAAAUAAGUUUAAAGAUUUGUCAAGACUUUGUUUAUUUUCAAUUGUCCCAAGCUUAUUUGGUCUAGAUAAAACAGACGGCAUAAAUAAAUCUAAGUACUUCAGUAGUAAUAUACUAGAGCAAUAUCAGCUAACUAAGACUUACCUAUCUUAUAUAUCAAUAAUACAGUCACUAUUAUUCUCCCUUGAUGCAGAUUCAAUUUCAGCAGAGAUAAAGAGAAUAACAAGCUGGGAUAACUUAAAAUGCUUACAAAUUUAUCUUAUUCUUUGUUUUUUAAAUGAAAGUAAAAAGAAUCACAUUAAUUAUGACAGAUUUUACUGUAUAAAUAUUAGGAAUUUAUUCACUUAUAUAAAGUAUACUGAUGAUAUAUACUUUAGGGAAAUUGAAUCUAUACACAAUUCGAGCAAUAUUGAAUUAAUUAAAGUUCAGAAUCAACAUGAAUCUAUAGAGUCUAUUUUACUUCACAAUUAUAUUCUCUUCAUAUCUCUUGCUUUAUCGACAAUUACAUUAUUCUCAGAAAUCAGAAGUUACUGUAAUAGAGUAACUACAUUCAAAUACAAGCAGGGAAGUGUAGAAUUCGAUGACUUAACUGAGGAUUAUGAAGAGUUAAUUAACAAUUUAAUCUCUUGUAUAUGGAACUUUUAUGAAAGUUAUCCAACAUUAAAGGAUCUAUUUGUAAAAGUGUUUCUAAGUAAUAUUGCUACAACUGAAAUAUUCGAAAAUGUAUGUUCACAACUGUAUAAUAAAAUUUACUGGCAAAAACUAUUAAGUAGAUGUAAAUUUAAAAGUGAGGUGACCCACAAUGAAAAUUUAAAAGUGAAUAAUUUAUCUAUUAAUCAAUAUAUCGCCAUUGAGUAUAUUAUGGAAUACUAUAUAUGUAAUAAUACAACAUGUGAAAUUGAAAAAUAUAUAGACACUAUUUUAGCCUCUAUAAUAAAUAAUAAAGUAUUUAAAUUAUAUGAAUCUUGGUUAUUAUUGUCAUUCUGGAAAAAGUAUCCAAAUAGAUUUUAUAAGCAUAUAAAACUUAAUGGAAAUACAUGGAUUUUUGACUUUAUUAUAGAAUACUUGUUUAGCUGCUCAUUAAUGCUUAGAACUGAAGAGAAAAGUUACAAAUCAAAUAAUAAUAAUCCAACAAUGUAUUUACCAAACUUUGAUUUGUAUAACUUGUUUUCAUUUUUGUUAUAUAAUUACUACCCUCAAUUAUACCAUGACAGGCUAAGUAAUAGGCUCUUAAAAUUCUACCUAAUGAAUCAUGUAUGUUUGAAAAGGAAUAAAUUCAGAUUUGAAUCAAAAAAUUGGGUACAUAAAGUUCAUAGCAAAUUUGAAUACUGUGAUCAAAAUUUUAUUGACUAUCUUCAUUAUAUUGGUCAUUUAUUGCCAACAAAGACAGUUAUAUAUCUUCUAUGUAAUCAGUUUGCAUCGGAAAAAAAGAAGAUCUUUUCUUCAAUUUCUCAUCAUAGCCAUUAUUCACUCAAUAGUACAGUAAUUAUUUAUAGUUGUAUGAAGUCACUUCUGCGUGCUAGUAUUAAAGAUUGGGAGCUAUUAUUAUUGCAAUAUAUUGAAAUUAUUAAGAGUUCUAAAACUAAUUUUGAACUAAUACUUUUGGGAUUAUUAGAUAUGGCAUUAUAUAACUCUGAAUUUGCUCAGAUAUUAUCUCUUUAUGCAAAUGAUAUGAAUUCAAGUAGAGUACAGUUACUUCAAAAGUGCAUUUUUGAAGAGAGUUGUUGGCUAUCUGAUUAUAAUAAUAAUCUAAUUAUACAUACAAACAAAGAUAUUAUAAUAAAUAGGAUAAAGACAAUAAAUAUACCAGAAGAUACAUUAUUGCAUAGAUUUUCUGGAUUAUCUUCGUUAUCAGAUAUUUCUAAAUUAUUUGAUCUGUCACAACCCAAUAUACAAUUUACAUUUUUUUAUAUACUAUGUGAACUUGGAGAAAUAGUAACAUCCAAUUUUAAAAAUGAGAAAAAUCAUACGAAAGUAAUAACGGAUAAAUGUAAAACAGUUGAAUGGACAAAUUCAAAAAAAAAUUUAAUAAGGAAAAUAGAGAUGACCCAGCAAUUAAAUAACUUAGUAUGUGAAGUAGUCAAUAUGCCAGAAUUUAAAGACUUGCAAUUUUUAAAUAUUAAUUUAUUGAAGUCUAAUUAUCUAGAUACAACAUGUAUGGCAAUAAACAAAGUGCAGAAGCUACGAAUUCUUCAAAGUGCAAAAAAUAUUCCAUAUCUAUUAUCACUGGAACUAAUCAAUGAUGGAAAUGCAAAUAAGGAACCUCACAACGAACUGAAACAGUACGGAUUAUCAGUAAAAGGGCGUUCUGUAUCAGUAAUGGAUUUAUCAGAUCCAUUUAAAAGAAAGUGUAAUAUAAAUGUUAUUAUUAAAUCUAAUGAUGACUGUCGUCAGGAUGUAAUAACAAUGCAAUAUAUUCACGUAUUCCAAAGAAUAUUUAGUAGCUGUGGUAUACCUGUAUGGCUGUAUCCAUAUAGAGUAUUACCAAUGAUAAUAAAAAAUAAAAAUAAUAAGUACAUAUAUGGCGGUAUAAUUGAAUAUAUAGAGAAAAGUAUAUCUUUACAUGAAAUACAUGAGAAACAUCCAGGAGGACUUAAAGAAUACUUUCAAAAAACUUUUGUACAAGAUAAAUCUAAAAUAUCCUAUCAACAAGCACGAUAUAAUUUUAUAGCUAGUUUAGCUGGUUAUUCAAUUGCAUGCUAUGUAUUACAGAUAAAAGAUCGUCAUAAUGGGAAUCUAUUAGUUACAAAAGAUGGUCAUAUUAUACAUAUUGACUAUGGAUUUAUAUUUGACAUAUCUCCUGGAAAUAAUUUACAUUUUGAAAGAGCUGCAUUCAAAGUGACUCAAGAGAUGUUGGAAUUAAUGGAAAAUGAAGUUGAUUUAUUUGAUGAUUUGUGUUUAUCUGGUUUUCUUGCAGUUCGGAAUCAUGCUGAUACAUUGCUAUCACUUACUCAAUUAUUGUUAAAUAGUGGCAUUCCUUGUUUUAGAGGUAAUACAAUUGAUAAACUCAAACAAAGAUUGUUACUAAAUUUAACUCAACAGCAAGCUUCAAAUUUAUUUGCAAAGAAAAUUCAUAAUGCUCAUAAUCACAUCACAACUAAAGGAUAUGAUCUUGUGCAAUUUAUUCAACAAGGUAUUAGGUAA
Messenger RNA from Cryptosporidium muris RN66, 6222 nucleotides. Its product is annotated as phosphatidylinositol 3- and 4-kinase family protein. The record is from RefSeq and is a predicted model, not a curated record. Gene Ontology annotation, molecular function: 1-phosphatidylinositol 4-kinase activity. Lineage: Eukaryota; Apicomplexa; Conoidasida; Eucoccidiorida; Cryptosporidiidae. The coding region runs from base 1 to 6222 and encodes 2073 amino acids. Gene Ontology annotation, biological process: phosphatidylinositol-mediated signaling; phosphatidylinositol phosphate biosynthetic process. The transcript has 2 exons. Gene Ontology annotation, cellular component: cytoplasm; plasma membrane.